This is a messenger RNA of Ruditapes philippinarum (Manila clam), 6190 nucleotides long. RefSeq names its product discoidin domain-containing receptor 2-like. Gene Ontology annotation, cellular component: signaling receptor complex. Bases 164 to 3094 code for a protein of 976 amino acids. Gene Ontology annotation, biological process: multicellular organism development; protein phosphorylation; positive regulation of kinase activity. The transcript is spliced from 14 exons. Gene Ontology annotation, molecular function: protein tyrosine kinase collagen receptor activity; ATP binding; collagen binding. The record is from RefSeq and is a predicted model, not a curated record. Lineage: Eukaryota; Metazoa; Mollusca; Bivalvia; Venerida; Veneridae.
CAUAAUCAGUGCAUUUCAUUGAUGUUAACGGUGUACUGUACUUAACACGGAAUGGCGUAAAAUGAAACUAAUUGCCAAUGUAUGGAUAAUUGUACACUUAUUCCAUGGAAUUAAUAUGUAUUUCAAUUGUGGAUAAACAAAACAGUUAGGUUUAAUGUAGAAAAUGAAGAGAAAAUUCAACGUAGUUUUAAAAUUCGCAUCUGUGUCGCCGGAAAUUUUAGUGACAUUGUUUUGUUUACAAUUCUUCAGAGCGCAUGGGUUGGAUUUGACACAAUGUCGAAAUUCGCUUGGUAUGCAGUCUGGCUCCAUACCAGAUGAAGCUAUUACAGCAAGUUCCUCCUUCAAUGAUGACAGUGUAGGGCCAAAAAAUGGAAGAAUUCGCACAGAGACAAAUGGUGGGGCAUGGUGUCCGAAAAGUGUUAUUGAGCGUGACACCUAUGAGUACCUGCAGAUUGACCUUGGACGUCUCACUGUUAUCACAAUGGUGGAAAUACAGGGAAGAUUUGGCAAUGGUCAGGGUCAGGAAUUUACAGAAGAGUUUUUGUUAGAGUAUCAGAGAGAAGAUGGUGGUGAAUGGAUGAGAUUCCGUAACAAACGAGGAGAGGAGCGUUUUGAGGGGAAUGGUAACACCUACUCGGCAGAGCUGCGUCAAGUAUCUCCACCCAUCAUUGGAAAACGUAUACGUUUUAUCCCGUACUGCCGUAAUCCACGCACAGUGUGUCUUCGAGUGGAACUGUAUGGAUGUACAUGGGAAGACGGCAUCGUGUCAUAUUCUAUGAGACAGGGAGAUAAACGUGGUGCUGAGGUCGACUUCUUUGAUUUUACGUAUGACGGUAUAAUAAGCCAGAACUACCUACAUGAUGGGCUUGGACAGUUAACUGAUGGGGAGGAGGGAGACACAAACUUUCGUCUUGACCCACAGAAUCUUGGAAUAAAAGGAUAUGAGUGGGUCGGCUGGAAAAAUGAUACUUUAAUCGACCCCGGUCCGGUUGAAAUCUUAUUUAAAUUCAAUACAGUUCGAAACUUUUCGUCUGUGAUGUUAUUUUGUAACAAUUACUUUACAAAAGACAACAGAGUGUUUAAAACAGCAGUUAUUCAUUACAGUAUUGGUGGAAAAUACUUCAAACAGAAAAAAGACAAGUUCUACUUCAUACGUGACACAGUUGUGGAAUAUGCACGAAAUGUUUAUAUUAAGUUGGAUCAUAUUAAUGCAAGAUAUAUAAAAUUAGAACUUUAUUUUGAUGCCAAAUGGAUUUUAAUCAGUGAGGUGCAGUUUGAAUCCAAACCUGCAUUUGGAAACUUUACUAAUGAGUUGCCUCCCCCAACUACAGUUUCUACAACAACAGUGAAACAGGCUGGCAAAAAUAAGGGUCAAGAAAUGGUGGCUGAUCCAAACUCCAGUGGACCUACAAUAGAUCUAGGUUCUGAUCAUAACCAUGAUGACUAUGUACCAGUUGAUGUAGGCAGAAAACAUAAUGAGAAUGAUAUACAUAAAACAGAGGAGAAGAAAUCUUUUGAAGAGCAAUAUAUUGGAAUUAUCAUUGGAGCUCUAGCUUUCCUCAUUGUUGUUUUAUUUGUAAUUGUUCUAUUUAUCAUCAUUCGCCAUAAGAAGCGAAAACAUAACAAUAAUCGACUUGGUAUGAAACCUGUCGUGGAUCAUGUGACUAUGAACAUGAAUCACGUUAAUACAUUUCAUCCGACUUUGACGGGCAAGAUGUCAAAUGGCACAAUGUACAAGGGUCUACCAGUUGAUGAUAUGGAUGAACAUCAUAUUUGCAAUGGUGGGGAUAAAAUUUUAAAAGGAUACUCUGAACCAAAAGACUUAAUUCAAGGUCGUAAUUUGCCAGACCUUCCAUCUAGUUCUGAAAUGCAAGAUUCGAGGGACUAUGCAGUGCCAGACGUUACAAAGUCGGCUCUAAAAGUUGCACUACCACCAAUAUACCCCCCUCAGCCUCCAGUUCGGGUUCAACCACUGAACCAGUUGGAUCUUCCGCCACCGACGUAUGAUGCCCUGUAUGCCGCCGCUGAUAUUGUGAAUUCACAGGGUUUAAACAUUCCAAAUUUACAGGGUGCUACAGGUAGCAGCGUGUAUUCAAUACCCAAUGCAGAGUUAUUGCUGAGUAUUGACUUGUCUAUUGUUGAGUUUCCAAGAGAAAAUCUUCGUUUUGUGGAGGUUCUUGGUGAAGGACAGUUUGGAGAGGUACAUCUAUGUGAGGCUGUUGAUAUUGCGGACUAUUUGCAAGAUGACUACAUUAUGAACAGAAAUGUAAAUCGCCCAGUACUGGUAGCAGUAAAGAUGUUACGUAAAGAUGCAGACGACAGAGCUAGGUCUGACUUCCAAAAGGAGAUCAAGAUAAUGUCCCAGUUAAAGGACCCAAACAUUGUGAGGGUGUUAGGGGUAUGCAUAAGAGAGGAGCCCCUAUGUAUGAUUGUAGAGUACAUGAAAUAUGGGGACCUCAACCAGUUCUUACUGGAUCAUGUACCAGAGUCUCCCAUGGCAGAGGCCGCUAAUGCUAAAACUUUAAGUUACGGUUGUUUGAUCUACAUGGCAUCGCAGAUUGCUUCAGGAAUGAAAUAUCUGGAAUCACUAAAUAUGGUUCAUCGAGAUCUGGCCACUCGUAAUUGUCUAGUCGGUACAAAUUUUACCAUCAAGAUUUCUGACUUUGGAAUGAGUCGAAGUCUGUACAGUGCAGAUUAUUACAGGAUUGAAGGACGGGCAGUUUUACCAAUUAGAUGGAUGGCCUGGGAAUCUAUUUUACUUGGGAAGUUUACAACAAAGAGUGAUGUAUGGUCAUUAGGUGUAACAUUAUGGGAGGUACUGACAUUUGCUCGUGAUCAACCAUAUGAUACCAUGAAUGACGAACAAGUAAUCGAAAAUGCUGGACAUUAUUAUCGUAAUGAUAACAAGCAAAUAUACUUACCGCAACCAGGUAACUGCCCAAAGGAAAUAUUCGAUCUGAUGUUAGAAUGUUGGAAUCGAGCAGAGAGCGAGCGACCUAGUUUCAGAGAAAUCCAAAUGUUUCUUCAGCGUAAAAAUAUGGGAUACAAUCCCAAGGACGAGAAAAUGAACCAGAUUAAGGUACCAAUAUGCUGACUAUCUGACCAUGCAGCAAAUAUUGCAGGAUGUAUGAAUGAUCUUGGAUUGUCUUAAUGAAACUGGAAAUGAUGAUAAUUCUCUCAGUAAUGUACCAGUUCUAACUGAAGAGAUGUUUUAUUGUUGAGAAGUAAUUCAAUAUUCUAAAGAUUUACAAUGUUUGGAAAGAACCAUACUUCUUGCCACAAACAAAUAAAAACCAAACCACAUGAUUUUGUGUGUGAGCACUUUAAAUGGUAUAUAUGGCAAACAGCUCACACUAGAACAUUUUUGGAGAAGUGUAGUGGCGUGUACAUCAUGUGUAGAGUAGGAGAACAAAAAGUGCAUCAUUAUGUUGAAAACAAUGAACAUUUUUGAACAGCGACAUAUUAGAAUUGAACAAGAUUAAAUUGUGUAUUUAUUUUAUUCUGAACAAAGUUCAUUGUUAGGAUGUGCAGUUUGGUGAACUGUUUAAACUUAGCUGUUGUAUUCUUUCACCCAGUUUAGGCUUAUCUGUUGUAUUCCUACAUCUUAGAUCAUCAUUAAAUGGGACUACUUUCUGUAUAGAAAUAUAUUUACUAAACUUCUAUCUAAGCUUUGUAGUUUGAGUUGUCAGGAACUGAGUGAUUGAAGCAUUAAAACCUUCACAAAUUUCUGUUUAAAGGAAUAGAAGUUCAUAUUUUUCCCUGCAGAUUUUACCUUUUAUUAAAGGUCAAGCUAGGAACAGAGCAUGCAUACAACUGACUAGGGUGUUAUGGAAUUUUUAUGAAAAUCUUUUUUCAUUUUAAGAAAACAUUGAUUUUAAACCUAUUUUUAUGUAUAUAUAUAUUUUGCUUUUACAUGCUGUAUAAAGACUAUUGUACAUAGAAUAUAUUGUACAUGAUACCAAAUGUUCAUAGUUUUUACUUUUAUGUUUGUAAAUUGAAAUAGUGCAAAGGCAUUUUUGCUUUCGUAUUAGACACAAAGCUGUAAGGCAUUUUACAUAUAAAUAUAUUACACCGGAUAAGUUAUUCAUUAGUAUGAAAUACAUGUACAUUGUAGUUUAAAAACAUGGAAUUGUUAGAAGAUUAAUUACCACAAUAUUUGAUUAUUAUGGCUGUAAAUUGUGGGGUUUUAUAAAUAUGAAUUAACCAAGAAAUAUUUUCGAGAAAUGCUAAACCAUAAAACAACAACAAAUAAAAGUUUUACUGUUUUUUUUCCUAAUUGUAGAGAUGAUAAACUUCUUUAGAGGAAAAAAAGGUAAAUUAACAUAUUGGAACAGUAAAAUACACUGAUUAUUGAUAUUUUUAGAUGUGUUUAGUUUAUCUAAAAAAUGUUGAAUUUUAAGAAGAAAUAUAUUGUGACCAUAGAAAGCAGUAAUAGACUUGAUAGAAGUUGUCUACUUGUAUCAUCUAUAUGCUUGUAUUAUAGUUCACAUUUUGAGCAGGUGUUGCACAAGGUUUUGCUGUACUGCCAUAUUUAUUCAUAAUACAUUUCAAUGACAUUGUGUUAAAUCAAGCUUAUAAGAUAAGUUCAUAUUGUCAGCAAAGCAAAUUUUUUUGUUUAAUUGUAAAAGUGAAGCAUUUUUGAACCUUGGUAAAUUCAUAAAUACUUUGUUGUCAUAGAAACUAGUCAAUCAUAAAUAGCCAUACAAUUUCUUAUUAACACCCCAGGAAUGGGUUGUUAGUAUUGAACAAUAUGGUAUGCCAUUUCUAUGCCUCCACUAUUUUGGGUGGGGGCAUAUGGAUUUUGUUUUUAUUAUUCUUUUCAGAAAAUGUAGUUAACAAGGAAAUUUGUGUGUGAAAAAUUGUAAUUUACCACCACUUUUAGUAUUUUAAAAUGAUUUAAAUGAAAUGAGCUUAUUUAUGUCACAUUUUCAAAAGAAUGCUUAAAAAACGUGUAAUAUUUUCCUUUUUCCCUUUAAAUUCAUUUUCUGAUUUUUUUUUUCUUCUCACAUUAUGUUUACCAUUAAGUGAUUUCCAUAAAUAAACUUUUGUUUUAUCUAACUCUGACAUUUAGUUUUACUGUUACUGAACUAAAUGGCAAUGAAAUAUCUUUGUUCUGUGUGAAAUGGCUUCCUUUAAUCAAAAAAAUAGUGUUUACUUUUUGUAAGUCUUGUUUAUGAAGUUGUAAUUGUUAUUUUGUUCUCUAAAUGCAUAAAACAAUCAUCUGUUGAGCAUAAUUAAAUUAUUAUUAGAUUUUAAUCUGUGUUACACAUAUCUAAAAUAUAUUUGUAAAGACAAGGUGAACAAUUUUGCUGUCACCUUUAAAUGUCUUUUUUUUUAAAUAUUUGCAGUAAGGUACAAUUUUAAAUACCUCUUCUAUAGCAGUGCACUAACAUGUUAUAAACUUUCUUUAUGUUGUACAAUAUACAUGAGUACAAACUCUCCAGUUAUGUCAGGCAGUUUUCAGCACAUAAGUCAGUGGAAUUAAACAGUGAUAUUUUAAAACAUAUUUUCUAAUAUAAGAAAUAAACCUUGUGUGAAUUAAGACAGAGAAAAUAGAUUUGCUUCCAUGUACAUGAGAACACUGACUGCUGUGUACCAGUAGUUAAAAAAGAAGUUUAUCAAGAAAUAGGGUGUUUCACUAUUUUUUUUCCAUCAAAUUGUGUGCAAAGAAAAAAAAAGCUGUUGUAUUUCUUUGGCUUACAGAACAGUAUUAAUAUCAAGUGUCUAAUAUCAAUAAAAAUAUUUCAAUGAAAUAAAACUAAAUGUUUGUCAGUUCAUAUUAAAAUGAUCAUCAAAGGGCAGUUAUUGACAUUUCAUAAAACACUUAAUUUCUUAUGUACAUGUAUUUAUGCAUUUUAAUCAAUUAACAGAAAAAUGAAUAUUUGUGUUCGAGAGUAAACUAUAUUAGUAGAUUUAUUGUUUAUGUGUAACUUUCAACAUUGUGUAUUUGUACCAAAUUUUGUCCUUUGACCCUUCAACCAACUCUGUAUGUGUUGUCUGUAAAUUAGAAAUAUUGACAUUUUUUUCACAGAGGCGUGUACGAAGUAUGUGUUCAAUUGAAGCAUGAAUCUCUUAAAUGAACAAAAUUUAGAUAGAUUCUACAUCUUGUAUAAAUGUUCUGAAAUGAUGGUGUAAUUGCAUUUGAUCAUUUAUUUAUGAAAUAUUCGAAAAUAAAACUAUGAAACCAUUA